Molecule: messenger RNA, 3003 nt
Organism: Monomorium pharaonis (pharaoh ant)
Lineage: Eukaryota; Metazoa; Arthropoda; Insecta; Hymenoptera; Formicidae
Product: neprilysin-4
Exons: 17
Coding region: 446-2728 (760 amino acids)
Biological process (GO): protein processing
Cellular component (GO): plasma membrane
Molecular function (GO): metalloendopeptidase activity
Source: RefSeq, a predicted model, not a curated record
ACCGAAACUUCAGUUUAGUUUACUAGCGGUCCUCGAGUCGUAUCCUCCGCCGCGGCCGGCACACGGAAACGUACGCGGCCCGCCGAAAAAGAGAAACGUUAAAGACAGGAAGAGAAAAAGGAAUUAUCGCGGAUCUCGCAAAACGAUGACGUGAAGCGGCUGCGGCGACACACGGAGGAAAAAAAAAAUAAAAUCGCGAUAGUCGAGAGAGAGGAAGAGACGCGUAUUUUCGCUCGUUUUUCUGUGCCGAGUCUAUUCGUCUAUUUGUCUUCAACUAGCAGAGAAGCUGGCGGCACCGUAGAACGAAAUUUUAAUAUGCGUUUAUGAGAAUCUUCUCUGAGGGAAACUGCGAACAGACAAAAGAGGUACGGCCGAGAGAAAGGGUAGAGGACCGUAGGAAGGCAGAGGUCAGGAAGGACGACGGAACGGCGAAGGGGACGCGAGGAUGAGAUACAAGGUGAACGACCCGGAGGAUAAUGAGAGAGACACGGUGGAGAACGCGAAAGGAAACUCGGACGUCUCGUGGAAUUACAAUCAACGGGAUGAGAAGAAAUCGAGCGGGAAGGAGCUGCGGCUCGUAAUAGUAGUCGGAUUGUUAGCGGUGACCGUUAUCGCUCUUGUCGUAGCACUGACUUUGCAGAUAGCGGUCUUUAGCAAAGAAGAGUACAAGGAGAUGUGCCAGAGCGAGGAAUGCAUUAAGACAGCGGCGAGAGUGAUAGGCGCAAUGAACAGAUCCGUGAAUCCUUGCGAGGAUUUCUAUAACUUCGCCUGCGGUGGCUGGAUCAACAAGCAUCCGAUUCCUCAAAGUCAGAGCUUCUGGGAUCAAUUAAGUUUGCUCAGGGAGGAACUUUUGCAGAAUUUGAGGAUUCUACUCGAGGAACCGGAUAAGGAUACUGAUCUCGAGUCGGUGAAACAGGCAAGGGCCCUUUACAGGACCUGCAUGGAUGUCGCGACUGUCGAGGCUCUAGGAUUGGAGCCCAUCUUCGAGGUACUCAAUAGUCUAGGUUUGCCGAAGGAGCCUCCGAUGCAAAAUAAAAUACCGUCUCUGGACCUAUCGAGGGUAUCUGGCAUAGGGCAGCGAAUGCUAGGCUUGAACCUCUUCCUCAAUUUUUACAUCAGCGAGGACGUUAAGGACACCACGAGAAAUCGGAUGAUGAUGGAACAAGUAUCUCCCGGAUUUAGCGAGCGUUACUUGUUGGAUCCGCGGCGUUUCCAAUCGGAACUGAUGGAAUAUAAAAAGUACAUAAAGUCAAUGGUCGAAUUAGCGGGGGCUGGUAACAUGAGUGCGAAUUACGCUAAUGAGAUUUUGGAAUUUGGCACGAAACUCGCCAAGAUCAUGGCAACGAACGAGGAACGGCGCAGCUCAACUCAUCUCAUUCACGAGGUGACGAUCGACGAUUUGCAGCAGCUCACGGAUCUACGUGCGCUGCAGUGGAACUGGACGAGAUACUUGGAAGCCGUGUUCGAGAACACGAAUGUCACGAUAAAUCCGGCUGAGGACCGAGUUAUCGUCGUGGACCUGCAGUAUUUGCAAAAAUUGCCGGUGCUGUUGGCUGCCACCCCGCCCGCCACAAUAGUGCGAUACGUCUGGUGGAGCGUGUAUUCGACCGUUGCUCCCCUGACGUUGCAGAAGUUCCGCGACCUCGGCUUUCAGUUCUCGCAGAAGAUCUUCGGCCUGAAGGAGAAGACGCCGCGCUGGAAGGGAUGCACCGGGAACGUCAACGCGAACUUCGGCAUGGCGCUGAGUUACAUUUACGCGCAGAGGCAUUUCAACGAGCAGGCUCGAGAAAAGGCAUUGGAGAUGCUGCUGGAUAUCCGGGCGGCGUUCGACGAGAUGGUCAUGGAGGUGGACUGGAUGGAUGCAGGCACGAGAGCUCGAGCCCACAAAAAAUUACACGCGAUGAGGCCGUUCGUAGGAUUUCCCGACUGGAUCACCAACGCAAAGGAGCUAGAAAAAUUUUACGAAGGAGUAGAGGUGAUCGACGGCAAGUUGUUUGAGAGUUUCCUGAAGCUGACUGACGUGGCGAUGAAAAAGAGCUUCAAUAAUUUGCGCGAGAAGCCCGACAGAAGCAGAUGGAUAUCGACGGGCACGACAGUAAACGCGUUUUACAGCGCGAUAUUAAACUCAGUCACUUUUCCAGCUGGCAUCCUGCAUCCUCCGUUUUAUGGUAAUGGAUUGGAGUCUAUCAAUUACGGCGCUAUGGGGGCGAUUAUGGGCCACGAGCUUACGCACGGUUUCGACGACCAAGGUCGCCGGUACGACGAGAACGGGAAUCUACGGCAGUGGUGGAGCGACGAGACGUUGCGACACUAUCACGAGAAAGUGCAGUGUAUAAUCGAGCAGUACGGCAGUUAUCAUUUACCGGAGCUGGGCGAUAAUUUCACGGUGAACGGCAUCAAUACCCAGGGUGAAAAUAUCGCCGACAACGGCGGCAUCAGGGAAGCUUACAGGGCGUAUCAGAGGCUGAUUGCACGCAAUCCGUAUCAACAAGCUCUACCUGGUCUCGUAAACUACAGCAACGAGCAGUUGUUCUUCUUAGGUUUCGCACAGGUCUGGUGCGGCAAUUAUACGAAUGGAGCGUUGAAGUCAAAAGUGAUAGAAGGUGUCCACGCGCCAAAUCAUUUUCGAGUCAUCGGCACGCUGUCGAACAAUGCGGAAUUUGCAAAGGCCUGGCAGUGCCCGCUCGGUAGUCCAAUGAAUCCCGCGCACAAGUGUAUCUUGUGGUAAACAUUCUUCGCCUUCUUCCGAGCGAUAUAAAACGCAACGACGUCUAGAAACUUGUGUUAUCUCGUUCGGUAAUCUCUUUCUCUAGUGACAGAAGAAGGCAGAAGAAGUUGGUGCAGUGAUAAGUCUAAGAAAUUGUAAAUAGACUGAUUUAUAAUUAUAGGAACUAGCAAGUAAUUUAUUAAGCAUUUAGUCGUUCUACUCUUAUUCUUAAGUUUAUCAUGUAAAUAUGAUAUGAAUGAAAAAAAAACUUUUAUAAAGAGACUCUCGCAAUUGAA